AGCCCAGAGCAGAGGAGGGGAAAAGGCAAGAUUCCUUUAGCUUGGGUCCACUCUGCCUCUGAAGGCUACGCUCUAACCAGAUCCUUCGCAAGCAUCAGAAGCAGGAUGAACAUCGAGGUUGGGAACGUUUCGUACACGGGAGCCAUCAUUUCCUGGUCGUCCUCGGAGCCCUGCCUGGAGGACUAUUACCAUAUUAUGUACAGGCCCAACUGGAACAGCAUCUUCUCCGGCUAUCUUCGCUACAGCUUCCACCACGAGGAGAAGGUGCCCCGCACCAUCAGCUCGGUGGUGCUGGAGCACCUCGCCCCUUCCACUUUCUAUUUCCUGUGCAUCAGCUGCAAGAAGAUCACCUUCCCCUACAGGCACUACUGCACCAUGUUCCACACCCUGGAUAAGAGUCCACUGGCUGCCGGGAGCUCCCUGGUGGACCCCCAAAUCUCCCUGUGGGUCCUGAUGGCCAUUCUGCUGGCCUGCUUCACGGCCGUCUUAGCUUUCAUCUGCCUCCAGUUCUGGUGCAUCCGUUGCCAUGAGCCUCGUUGGUCUUACAGAGCCGGCCACAUGGAGGAGGCCAAUGGGCUGGUGAGGUGGCCGGAGGAGGCCCCGGCUCUUGGUCAGAGGGAGGAAGACCUGCAGGGGCUCCCCCUGGUGGAAAUGCCGCGCAAGGAUUCCGGAGCUGGAGCGGAACCAGAAGCCGAAGCCGAAGCCCACGCAGAAGCCGACCAGGAUGCCCCAGACGCGGGCGCCCUCCAGAGGGAGGGUGGCGACCCACCUGCCAUUCUGCCGCAUUUUGAGGAGUGA
Messenger RNA from Molossus molossus (Pallas's mastiff bat), 798 nucleotides. It is a transcript of the gene FNDC9, whose product is annotated as fibronectin type III domain containing 9. The coding region runs from base 106 to 798 and encodes 230 amino acids. Gene Ontology annotation, molecular function: protein binding. NCBI's taxonomy places the organism in Eukaryota, Metazoa, Chordata, Mammalia, Chiroptera, Molossidae. The record is from RefSeq and is a predicted model, not a curated record. The transcript is spliced from 2 exons.